Lachancea lanzarotensis is the source of this 357-nucleotide messenger RNA. It is a transcript of the gene RCF3, whose product is annotated as LALA0S01e14752g1_1. The coding region runs from base 1 to 357 and encodes 118 amino acids. The record is from RefSeq and is a predicted model, not a curated record. The transcript is spliced from 2 exons. NCBI's taxonomy places the organism in Eukaryota, Fungi, Ascomycota, Saccharomycetes, Saccharomycetales, Saccharomycetaceae.
AUGGGAGGUGUCCAGCCCGUUCAUUACGAUCCGGAAACUGUCAAAGAGCUGACCCAUGAGCUUUUGGUAGCCUCUGGGAUUGGCGCCUUGAGAGGCGCCGCUAUCGGCAUCACUACUGCGCUAUUGAUGAGGAGAUUUUCCACUGUGUAUAGAACUGUCAGAACCCAGGUCAGGGUUUUCUAUCACAUUUCCUGGAUUUCCAUGGGAGCAGUUUUUUACGCUGACAGGCAGCUCAUUAAAUUCCAGAACCGAUACCAUGAAAAAGAAGCCAAGAGAAGGUCGAGGAUACUUGAUGAAGCAGCCGACAGAGGAAUUUUCCUGGAAGAAGACGUUACGGUGUCCAGCACCACGUCGUAA